Molecule: messenger RNA, 1647 nt
Organism: Hyphopichia burtonii NRRL Y-1933
Lineage: Eukaryota; Fungi; Ascomycota; Pichiomycetes; Serinales; Debaryomycetaceae
Exons: 1
Coding region: 1-1647 (548 amino acids)
Source: RefSeq, a predicted model, not a curated record
AUGACGGGGCGGAUUUUGGUGCUUGGCCACUCUCCGACGCUCUCGUACCUUGGGUGGGUGUUUUCCGGAUCAAAUUACCACCUUACAGUAUGUCUUUUGAAGAAAUCCGUUAGCAAGACGGGGCCAGAACCCUGGCUUUUAUUUAGACCCAAUAUCGAAGAUCCACUAGUGUUCCAUCCGAACCAGACAUACGAGACAAUCGAGCAGUUGAGUAUGUAUAACGGGCCGGCAUUUGACUUUGUAUUUUUUGAUUAUUAUUAUUGGCAACAUUAUAAAAAUACGUUAAUGAAGAUGAUUGGGUUUGGGUCGAUAAUUUUGGUUGAUGUUAGAGAGGAUCCUUGGUUAUACGAGAAAGUGCAAGCCCAGUUGAGUCAAUAUGCGGUGUUGGCAAUAAGUUCUGAAAUUGAUUGUAGAAUUAUUAAUGAAAAUUUAAAAGUUUUGCAACUUGUUUGUUUGGGAGAAAUGAGAAUUGGGGUUCCAAUGGCCGGGAUCCAGAAUCCAUUAACAUUCAAUGCAAUUGAAAUCCCCGAUUCAAUAAUGGGGGCAAAAUUAUCGGAUUUGACCCUGACUUAUAAAAAAAACCACGAAAAUCAACAUUGGAUUAAAAUAAUUUCUUAUGGGUUUCACGAAAAACUUAUUAGAGUCAUUUGGAAAAAAUUGUUCACUAUGAUGUGUUUCCACGUCCCCACGGUUAUCUUUGGAGAUCAUAACCUCAACUCAUUAAAGAAUAUUGCUACAUCAAAGAAUAUGAUGCAAGAAAUUUUCCAAGAAUUGAUAUUAAUUUGUAAUGAAUUGAAAAUUGAAGGUAUUUCAAAUAGCUUAUUUGGUCAUUUAAAUUUAUUAGAAAACUUGAAGGAAUGGAAUCGAAUUGCUGCUAUUUCAAAUAAACCUUUUCUACCUUCUUCAAUUAUUGCAAAUCCAUUAUACUAUGAUUUUAGUCAAGGCAGAGGUUUAAAUAUUGGAUCGAUUUUAUCGAAUAUUUCAUCUCUUAAUAUGGAACUAAAACAAUUCAGUUCAAUCAGUCUCAUUUUCACUAUUUUAUUCCAUAUUAGAUUUGGUCAAUCAAAUUUAUUCCAACUCAAAAGGAAUAAAUCUCCUUUUACCCAAACCGGAAUUGUUAAUGGGAUAUUACCAAAUAAGAAUAUGAUGAAUUACGCACCGUUUAACCCGUUACCACCGCCGGUGUUCAUUGGGAUGGUUUUGAUAGACGAAAAAGACGAAUACGAAGACUUAAAAGAUUUAAUCAAGGGAACUGAAGACUUUACUUAUGGUGAAGAAUUCCAUGAUGCUCCUCCAGCACCACCCCAACAGUCUCUACCACCAGCACCACCCCAGGCUUUACCAGCACCCCCACAGUCUCUACCUCUACCACCACCCCAGGCUCUACACCCACCAGCUUUACCGGCGCCCUUUCCCACUAAGCACAGAACAAAGAAGCCGUUCGUUCAUAUGCAUCCAAUCACAUACACCAAUAGCGAAAUGCUUCGGUCCCACACCGAAAUGCUCGAUGCUCUUAAGUUCAAUAGGCUAAUGGACACCUCCACCUCAAGUAGAUACGGCGACUUGGAUACCUCUACUGCAAUUCUACAUAGUGCCAAUAGCAGCAGAGGUAGUGGAUCAAGCUUUCCAAAAAAAAAUACGCACUAA